Messenger RNA from Tetranychus urticae (two-spotted spider mite), 2051 nucleotides. NCBI's taxonomy places the organism in Eukaryota, Metazoa, Arthropoda, Arachnida, Trombidiformes, Tetranychidae. The record is from RefSeq and is a predicted model, not a curated record.
UUACUCGAUUACAUUAGUGUAACAAGAAAUGUUUUCUCCAGCAUUUCUUGUAAUUCUUUAAUUGUUUACUUUAUUUAACUAGGGAAAAAUAAGUUGAUUGUAUUUACAUAUUUUCACAGAUGGUAGUUUGACAGUUUUUGCCUUUUACCUGCAUCUUGAUCAUCAUUGUCUACUCAUCAAUAGGUUAGAUUUCUUCAUUUCCAAUGGAAAGUUCGAAUAAAAGGAGGAAGAAAAGCCGCUGGGGUGGUGAUGACAAGGUUAUUAUUCCAGGCUUACCUACGGUGUUACCCGUUAAUUUAUCUGUGGAACAAGAGCGAAUCUACCUACUUCAAUUGCAAAUAGAGGACUUGACUCGAAGACUAAGAACUGGAGACUUGGAGAUUCCAACCAAUCCAGAAGAGAGAUCACCAUCACCUGAGCCUAUUUAUAACAAUGAAGGUAAACGUCUUAAUACUCGUGAGUUUAGGACACGGAAAAAAUUGGAAGAUGAGAGACAUAACCUUAUUCAAGAAAUGGUCAAGAUAAAUCCUUCAUUCAAGCCUCCAUCUGAUUACAAGCCACCUCAGACCAAAAUCAGCGAAAAAGUUUUAAUUCCUCAAGAAGAAUAUCCAGAAAUUAAUUUUGUUGGACUUUUAAUCGGUCCCAGAGGAAAUACCUUGAAAGGGAUGGAGAAAGAUUCUGGAGCUAAGAUAAUAAUCCGUGGCAAGGGUUCUGUAAAAGAAGGAAAGAUCGGUCGAAAAGAUGGUCAACCUAUGCCCGGGGAGGAUGAACCGCUCCAUGCUUUUGUUACAGCCAGUACUCAUGAUUCGGUUAUGAAAGCUGUUCAAAAGAUAAAAGAUGUAAUUCGUCAAGGGAUUGAAGUUCCCGAAAACCAGAACGACUUACGUAAAAAUCAAUUGCGCGAGCUUGCAUUAUUAAAUGGUACGCUUAGAGAAACCGACGGUCCUAAAUGUUUUAAUUGUGGCUCAUCAGCUCAUCGUAGUUGGCAGUGUCCUGAUAAACCUAAUGUUACCAAUAAUGUUAUUUGUACCAAUUGUGGUGCCAAAGGGCAUAUUUCUAAAGAUUGUAAAGAAAAGAAAGCUCCGCAAAAUGCCAACUCUUCUAAAAUUGAUGAAGAGUAUUUGUCUUUAAUGGCCGAACUAGGAGAAGGUCCUCGUCCACCAAAAAUGAAUCAUUCUUCCGGUAGCAAUGGUGGAGGGAACACUAGUAGUUCAAGUCUAGGCGGAUCGGGUCCAAAUUUAGGUGGGUCUGGAGGUCCUCCAAGAGCAAUCAUGGCUGGUCCUGGAUCAAGAGAUUCUCACAGUUCAUCUCAUUCUCAAUCUCAACAUCUUGGUAAUCCCCAUCACUCUAAUAAUCAACAAAACGGUGCAUGGUCUAGGAAUGAUAAUCAAUCAGUGGCUCAAACGCCUUAUUGGCAAACAACCCAAACAGGCCAAGCAUCGACAGCAUACGGUUAUGGGUCUUCUACAGGUGUUUCUGUAGCUGGAGUAGCCCAAACCAGUGCUUAUCCGCACAAGCCCAAGCCAAUUCAAAUCCAUGGUUACAGCAAGGUUGGACUCAAGGUGUUGGUGUACCUGCAGCUCCAUCUCCUCCACCACCUCCACCUCCACCGUCUAGUGGUCAGAGAUCAACAACUCCUUCUGCUGUCAACACUCCAUGGAUAGGAUAUAUGAACAUUGCCGGAGUAUCACCAUUCGGAGCAAAUACACCACCUCCACCACCACCUCCUCCUCCUCCUAGUGCCCCUAGUGUCCCCGCGAUCCCUGCCAGUCUUUAUGUAGCAGCAGCACCACCACCUCCUCCUCCUCCUCCUCCUCCACCUCCACCGCCCAGUUAAUAAUUUAUAUUAACAUCUAAUUCUACUUUUUCAAUUUGUGAUCUUUUGAUCAACUAAUUCAUUUGAUUAAACUUCUUGGUUUGUUUUACUACUAAGCAAGUUUUCAAGUGAAUAGUCAAUUGUGUAUUAUUUUCUUUCUCUAAUGACAAUUCCAAGAUCCUUUCAUCUAUGUCUCUCUUUCAUUUUCUCAUUUAAAUCUGCUAGUUGUUGUAUA